Molecule: messenger RNA, 4101 nt
Organism: Drosophila erecta
Lineage: Eukaryota; Metazoa; Arthropoda; Insecta; Diptera; Drosophilidae
Gene: Cyp4d2
Exons: 9
Coding region: 834-3905 (1023 amino acids)
Molecular function (GO): heme binding; oxidoreductase activity, acting on paired donors, with incorporation or reduction of molecular oxygen; iron ion binding
Source: RefSeq, a predicted model, not a curated record
UGAGAAUAACUGAGAAGCUGUUCAAUAACAGGUCAAACUAGAUCCCCCCAUAUAAUGCACUACUUGAACGGACGAGCGGGUACAAAAGGUCGUUGGUAUUGAACCCGAAACCCAUUACACAUCAAAUUUGAAUUAUCAUAUGAAAUCGAUUGUUCCAUUGAUACAAACUAUUUAUUUUAGUUGUAACAGAUGUACUGAUUAGAUAUCUUCAUGGCUUCCACAAUCCAAUAUGUUUACCUCUAAUCAACAACUAAGCAUGACGAGUGAAAUUGAUAAGAGCUCUCAGCUGCCCGGUAAUCAUUACUAAGCGAAUUGUUAGACUUGCACUUUUUACUAGAUAACUGGGAACAAGUGAUCUUGGAACUUUUACCACAAAUUAUGAUGAUACCUGCGAUAAGGUUACCUAUUGAAUUAUUCCCUUUCGACACUGUUACAUUUCAGAUAACAGGAUGAGUUGAGUGACUGGACAAUGCAGCUACUGCUAGGGCAUAUCUACAAUUCAUAAUGAUAAAUGGAAAAUGGAAAUAGAAACGGACACUGAAGUAACCCUUUAAAAUGAUAUAACUUGGCAAUGCUGGAGUUUUAAAACAACCCAGUAUCACAAUCCGCACCCCCAAUGGCUAGGUAUUAGCUUAAAUUACCCGACUAAGCAUGACCUCUCAACAAAAAGAGUGGCAUCAUCGUGACAAGGCUUUAAAUCCAUUUGCAAAUGGAUCUUCGGAUUUUCAUACUUCCAGCUGCCCGCUGCAGAAAGUAGAUUGCCGGAUUCGGUUUGCUUCUCUUGCGAGCAGCAGACUCUCUUACGGCUUUCAGCUGGCGUAGAACAGUCCCCAAUGCUUAUAUUAUUUACAGUAUCGUUUAGUAGAAAGCUGUUUCUCGUUCGAUGCACAAUGCUGGGUAUAGUUGGUGUGCUUCUCCUGGCGGCGUUCGCCACACUGCUUGUGUGGGAUUUCCUGUGGCGCAGGCGGGGCAAUGGUAUACUGCCGGGUCCGCGGCCACUUCCCUUGCUGGGGAACCUGCUCAUGUACCGCGGUCUAGAUCCUGAACAAAUCAUGGACUUUGUCAAGAAGAACCAGCGCAAGUACGGUCGUCUCUACAGGGUGUGGAUUCUCCACCAGUUGGCCGUGUUCUCCACGGAUCCCCGAGACGUUGAGUUCGUGUUGAGCAGCCAGCAGCAUAUAACCAAAAAUAAUCUGUACAAGCUGCUCAACUGCUGGCUGGGCGACGGAUUGCUAAUGAGCACGGGCAGGAAGUGGCAUGGACGCAGGAAGAUCAUCACGCCCACGUUCCACUUCAAGAUACUGGAGCAGUUCGUCGAGAUCUUCGACCAACAAAGCGCUGUGAUGGUGGAGCAGCUUCAAUCCCGGGCCGACGGCAAGACGCCCAUCAACAUCUUUCCGGUGGUUUGUCUAACUGCCCUGGAUAUAAUUGCAGAAACUGCGAUGGGCACAAAAAUCAAUGCCCAAAAAAAUCCCAAUCUGCCCUAUGUCCAGGCUGUUAAUGAUGUCACCAACAUCAUGAUUAAACGUUUUAUCCACGCCUGGCAGCGGGUGGACUGGAUUUUCCGGCUAACGCAGCCAACAGAAGCUAAACACCAGGACAAAGCUAUCAAGGUAAUGCACGACUUUACCGAGAACAUUAUCCGCGAGCGGCGUCAAACGCUGGUGAACAACUUGAAGAAAACAACUACAGAGGAGCUAGUAGAUUGCUUGGGCCAAAAGCGACGCAUGGCUCUGCUGGAUGUGCUGUUGCAGUCUACCAUCGAUGGCGCUCCCUUGAGCGAUGAGGAUAUCCGCGAAGAGGUUGACACGUUUAUGUUCGAGGGCCAUGACACCACAACCUCGGCGAUUUCCUUCUGUUUGUAUGAGAUCUCUAGGCAUCCGGAGGUGCAACAGCGUCUGGUGCAGGAGAUCCGCGAUGUACUCGGAGAGGAUCGAAAGAGACCAGUUAGCCUUCGAGAUCUGGGCGAGCUGAAGUAUAUGGAGAACGUGAUCAAGGAGUCGCUACGCCUGCACCCGCCAGUGCCCAUGAUCGGCCGCUGGUUCGCCGAGGAUGUGGAAAUACGUGGCAAGCGUAUUCCAGCGGGCACAAACUUUACAAUUGGCAUUUUUGUUCUCCUUCGUGAUCCAGAGUACUUUGAGUCUCCCGAUGAGUUCCGACCGGAGAGAUUUGAGGCAGAUGUUGCGCAAAUUCAUCCGUACGUGUACAUCCCUUUCUCCGCCGGACCAAGAAACUGUAUUGGCCAGAAGUUUGCCAUGCUGGAAAUGAAGAGCACCGUCAGCAAGCUGCUCCGCCACUUCGAGCUGCUGCCCUUGGGUCCUGAGCCCCGGCACUCGAUGAACAUCGUCCUGCGGUCGGCCAACGGCGUUCAUCUGGGCUUGAAACCUCGCGCCUACGCGCUGCAGAGUUUCAACAUGUUGGUGGCUUUGCUAGUGGCCCUCCUGGUCACCCGCUUGGUUGCCUCGCUGUUUCGGUUGGCGCUAAAGGAGCUGCGACAUCCUUUGCAAGGCGUUGUGCCCAGUGUUUCGAGAGUUCCUCUGCUAGGAGCCGCCUGGCAGAUGCGUAGUUUUCAGCCAGACAAUUUGCACGAUAAGUUCGCCGAGUAUGUUAAGCGCUUUGGUCGCUGUUUCAUGGGCACUGUCUUGGGCCAAGUGGUCGUGGUCACAGCGGAGCCCCGUCAUAUAGAUGCACUGCUGCAAAGUCAGCAUCAGUUGAAGAAGGGCACGAUGUAUAUGGCUCUACGCGGCUGGCUGGGCGAUGGACUGCUUCUGAGUCGCGGAAAAGAGUGGCACACGAUGCGCAAGAUCAUCACGCCCAGCUUUCACUUUAGCAUCCUGGAGCAAUUUGUCGAGGUGUUCGAUAAACAAAGCAGCAUAUUGGUGGAGCGGUUCAAAGCCCUGUCGCGCGGCGACCAGGUUGUGAACAUCUAUCCCUUGGUGGGUUUGGCUGCUCUAGACAUCAUCACCGAAACUGCUAUGGGCGUAAGUGUGGGAGCUCAAGAAGGUGACUCUGAGGUGGUGCACGCUGUAAAAGACCUUACCAACAUAUUGUCCACUAGGUUCAUGAGACCACAUCUCCUCUUUCGCCAUCUCUUCCGCCUGUGCUGGCCCAGCGGAUUCAGGAAUCAAGAAGCCGGCGUCCUCUGCCUGCAUCAGUUUACCAACAAAAUUAUAGAGCAGCGCCGCCGUUUACUGGCCAUGGAGGCCAACCAAGAUCAGCCAACGAAGCGUCAUGCCCUACUGGACACUCUCCUUCGGGCAUCUGUGGAUGGGAAACCUUUGACUGACAAGCAAAUUCGCGAUGAGGUCAACACUUUCAUCUUCGAGGGUCAUGAUACCACGACUUCAGCAGUGUCCUUCUGUUUGUAUCUGCUUUCCCGCCAUGAGGCAGUGCAGCAAAAGCUUUUUGAGGAACUGAGGAUGCUCUACGACCAGGAUUUAUCCAGACGCGUUAUUCUUUCGGAUUUUGCUGCGUUACCAUAUCUCAAUUGCGUGGUCAAAGAGUCCCUGCGACUUUAUCCGCCUAUUCCGGCCGUCGCACGCUGCCUGGAAAAGGAGUUGGUUAUAGAUGAGGGCUACAUCCCCGUGGGCACCAACGUAGUCGUACUUCUCUGGCAGCUCCUCCGGGAUGAAGAGAUCUUUGCCGAUCCACUGGUCUUCCAGCCGGAGAGGCAUCAAGCAGACGAGGCCCCCAGGCUGAGCCCCUACAGCUAUAUACCAUUCUCCGCUGGGCCGAGGAACUGCAUUGGUCAAAAGUUUGCCCUGCUGGAGAUGAAAACCAUGGUGACCAAGGUGAUACGCCACUACCAGCUGCUUCCAAUGGGCGCCGAUGUGGAGCCGUCCAUUAAAAUAGUGCUGCGGUCGAAGAGCGGGGUAAAUGUUGGGCUGCGACCGCGGUUGUAUUGAAAAUCAGAGAAUUUCGGAUCAGCUGGCGCCCGGCAGUUUGAAUCAGGCCGUCGUUAUCGAUAACAGCAAACUGCAGUCAGCUGGCGCAGUGAUGGGCAGGUAUAGCUGUUUACCGCCAAAUCCAGCUCGACUUAAGUUAAAAUUUAAAUGCCCAAAACUAAUACAAGGAAUAUAAUAUAUAAAGACAAGUGCUUGU